CAUAAAGCAAGAAAAAUUAGUAAAUAACAUCAUAGUAUAGUGAGUUAUAAUAUUCAAAAUAUUUUGAACUUUAAACAGCACGGUCCCACUUUUCUUCUUCUUCUGCUUUUGCUAUUAACAGCGUUUCAUUGAUACUGCCUUUGCGCCAACUUAACGUAAACAUCGGACGGUCACAUUGUUCGUGAAAGAAGAAGGCGAGAAACGUGCUGCGCCAAAUAUAUUGUCAACCAACUAAAAAUAUAAUAAAAUUAGUUUAAAAAAUGAGUGGAAAUGUAAAGAAAGCGGUGGCAGUUUGCGACUAUUGCAAAACUGAGAAGGAUAGCAGCCAGAUCUAUUCAGGCCGCAAACAUUUCGCGGGGUUUAAGAUUGUUGACAUACUUAAAAUUAUCACCAAACUCGAAAUACCAACAAAUACGCCCAUCAAACUGUGCACCAUGUGCAUUUCAACAUUACAUGCCACAAGCGGCGUCAUCGAGCGUGCCGGUGAAAUGAUCAACCAUUUGGUGCCGCUUCCUAAAAAUCAGGCUGGUGUUGCCAAUAAGACCAAUAUUGAAAUUAAUGAUAAACCUAUACAGGUGCCAAGUGAUUCUGAGCCAGAGGAGCCUGACGAACCGACACGUCAAGAGAUAUUUAAUUCACCAUCCAAAAACAUGGCGGCCACAAAUGGAACUUCAACGGUGUUUAAAAAGCAAUUGGACAAAUCUCCAAAAAAACAACUUUUCAGCACUGGAGGUCCCUCUAAACUGAACGAAAGUUUGAAGCACGUGAUAAAAUUAACUCCAGCUGAUGGUGCUGCUAACAAGAGCACAGCCUUUAGUCAAUUGUUUGGCAACAGUGUAAAUCAUAUUUCUGAUAGCGACGGCAGCAGCGAUGAAGAGGAAGAGGCUACCAAGGGGCCCGAAGAGAAGAGGAAUAUUGCCACCAAUUUCGAAUGUAAAUUGUGCGAUUUUAAAUCCGUAUAUCCCAAUCCCAUGAAGAUUCACAUGAAAACUAUACAUGACCAGAAGCGCCCUCGCAUCUACGAUUGCACGAAGUGCCACAAGUGUUUCGGUUUACUUAAAACUUUGAAAGUUCACCUGCUAACACAUGGAAUGGUCGAGGAGAAGGAGAAAGAGAAUAAGAAGGAGAAGGAGAAGGGAGCACCCGAUGUGACACUUGCGCGGCUGACCGCUUUGAAUCCAAAACCAAAAGGCUUAAAGAAUGGAGAGCUUACGUUUGCCGUUCAGGACACCAAUUCAUCCACUCCAAAACCUGGCGAACCUCUAAAGGUGAAACCGGUGUCAAUCAAUUCAUUUAAAUGCGAUAUUUGCCACGAAGACAUCAAAGGCAUUAAGGCCUUCCAAAAGCACAUGACGAUUGUGCAUAACAUUGAGAAGCCUAAGAUCUUUAAAUGCCCUGAAUGCGAAUCUGAGUUUAUGCACAAGAGCACCAUGGGGAAGCAUAUAAAAAUGAAGCAUGGCGAAGGGGCGGAGUUGAAUGUUCCGCGCCGUCGCAAGACUAUCGACGAGCGUGCACUACUAGGUAACAUGGAAGGUGGCGAGAAAAUUAAAAAAACCAGCAAAAAUUGCGGCUCGUCGCAAGACAGUCACCUAAAAAAGCCAAAGAAAUCAACUCAGCAGCUAAUCACCGAGUCGCUCAAGUCAUCGCCAAAGAUCGCCAAGUUGAGUGACAACAACAACAAAGAGAACGCAGCCAAUCUGCAGAAUGGCACGGCAAUUGAGGAGGAGAAGAAAAACAUAUCCAAGAAAGACAUUGAUGUAAUUGACACCUCACAGAUUACACCAUUAAAUACUGAAUCGCCGAAGAAGAAGGCCAAGAAAGACGGCGAGGUGCUAGCCUCUCCGGCACUAAGCGUUGGCACACCAAAGAAGACCAAACCGAAGAAGGACAAAGAUGGAUUCGCCACUCCACAGAACACACCAAUCGCCACUCCAAACAAGGUGAAGCGCAAGAAGGAUACACUCGACACAUCACAGUUGUUGAUAAACAAUGGCAAUGAAUCUACCUCCGAGACGCCCAAAAAGUCAAACAAACGCAAGCAUAAGCUAUCGGAAUCAUCGCCAAAGCUUGUUAUCGAUGAGGACUACGAAGAUGAGACCACAAAGCAGAGCCCGCUCAAGAAGUCAAAACAAGAAGAGUUUAUAGACGAUGAUAUCAUACUAUUCGAGGAGGUGAAUUCGAAUCCAUUGCCACAUCGCCGUGAAAUGCUCGAAUCCAUGUCACAGGACAGCAUCGAUACCAGCUCCGCAUUGUCCUGCAGUCAAUGCAACAAAGUGGUGAGCACCCGCAAGCGUUUGGAUUCCCACAUCCGUAAGAAGCAUUCGGGCCAUCUCAAGUGUCGCGAAUGCUCACAGAGCUUCACACAGAGCAACGACUUUGUUGGCCACUUUGCUAACUGCGUUGCUUUCGAGCGCUUGGCAUGUGGUGUGCAAAACUGCGACAAGGUCUUUGCAGCGGCGAAUUUCCUUAGCGCACAUCUUAAAAAGAAACACAAGUUUAAUUAAGUGACGGACCAGAUACAAGAUCCAUAAUGGAUGGAAACAUAUCCUAAUAGUUGUUAGAAUAUAACGUUGCAACGUUGGCCAUUUGAAGGAUGUCCCACCGACUGAGGUCUAUUUUUAAUUGUUUGUAUAAUUUUACUUAGCAUAAACUUUGUACCUAAAGUACAAAAAAUU
Molecule: messenger RNA, 2675 nt
Organism: Drosophila nasuta
Lineage: Eukaryota; Metazoa; Arthropoda; Insecta; Diptera; Drosophilidae
Gene: indra
Product: zinc finger protein indra
Exons: 4
Coding region: 261-2504 (747 amino acids)
Source: RefSeq, a predicted model, not a curated record